AUGUGCAAUUCUACCGAGUUCUUUGCGUGGACAGCUCUCCUCGCAACGGUAACCGUUGCUAUCAUCGGAGGAAAUAUCAUCACCACUAUUGUAUUAUGGAAAUUGAGAUCCGUUCUGAAAAGAACCUAUUACCUUUUGAUAAACCUUACGAUCGCCGAUUUGGUUGUUGGUUUUGGAGGGGUCGUACUCAUAAGUACGAGCAUUUUGAAGCAUAACGGCUUAGAUGAAAGUCCAUUGUUCGUAACUACUAGGUUCCUGCGAAUGGAUGUUUUCGCUAAUAAUGCGUCUUUGACGUCUUUGUUACUUAUCGCCGGAGAGAGAUUUUUGGCAGUUGCUUUCCCUUUUCUUCACAAGGUAAUCACAACACGUUUCUACGCGAAGUGCAUCGCUGGGGUGUGGAUUACUUCUCUCCUUCUGAACGGGAUUGUGUUGUCUUCAGAUGUUUUUCCUACUUCGUUUCGCCGCACCAUUUCCCGAGGAAUUCUCGGUUACUUUACGAUCGUCUGCUUGAUUGCCAUUAGCGCUUUCUACAUAACUAUAUGGGUGGUCUCUAGAAAGGUGGAUGUUCGAAUACCUCGAGAUAAACGAGAUCAGAACAAGAGACUUGCUAAAACCUUGGCAAUUGUGACAAUUGCAUCGCUCAUUGCCUGGAUCCCCCUUUCAGUACACACCGUUUCUCCUUUCUCUAAGCUAGAUGAAAAUUGCAUCUUAUCCGGAUCUCGUGUCAUUACAUAUUUCCUACAACUGACCAAUUCUGUUAUCAAUCCACUAGUGUAUUGUUUUCGCAUGUCUGAAUUUCGAGCAGUUCUUAAACAACACUUUCCAACUUGCAGAAACGCCAACGGUAGAAUUCGAUCGGUUGGAGCUACGAAUUUACCAAAACCCUAA
This is a messenger RNA of Stylophora pistillata, 888 nucleotides long. RefSeq names its product adenosine receptor A1-like. Gene Ontology annotation, molecular function: G protein-coupled receptor activity. The record is from RefSeq and is a predicted model, not a curated record. NCBI's taxonomy places the organism in Eukaryota, Metazoa, Cnidaria, Anthozoa, Scleractinia, Pocilloporidae. Gene Ontology annotation, cellular component: plasma membrane. Gene Ontology annotation, biological process: G protein-coupled receptor signaling pathway.